AUGGAAGACAAGCARCARMARCGUAUUAUUACUGAGCCGUUAGAGCUGCAAGAUCAAAAUCAACYGCAUGUGGURUCGGUUGAAAGCCGAAAGAAGCGCAGAAGGAAUUGUUUGGUGGCGAUUUUGAUCUUGUUGGCGGUGACCUUGAUAGUAGUGGCGAUCGUUGUGCCACUUGUCCUGGUGAAUAGCGAUGAAACGUCAGAUAUAACGCCGAAGACUGGUGAUUCCAAGGCUACAACAGCCACUCCAACACCUUUUUUCUCAGGUUGGAGCUACUGGACUUUUUGCAGUGUUACAUGCGGUAACGGAACCCGAAGGCGCACGCGUCGAUGCACUACAUGUGACGUCACUGAAGAAACGAAGCCUUGCUACAAGGUAGCGUGCAGUGAGCCUGCUAACUGGGAACAAUGGGGUCCGUGGUCAUCCUGCAGUAAAACAUGCUCAGUUGGGACGCAGUAUCGUAGUCGCAAUUGUAGUGAAGCAGAAAUCAAGUGCGUUGGUGAUGGACAGCAAACAAGAGGUUGUACACUUUUACCAGUUUGUCCAGCAUCAGAUUGUUUAGCUUGGCUACGAUCAGGAAACACUUCGAAUGGUGUGUACUCAAUAGAUCCUGAUAAACAAGGACCUUUCUCUGUCUACUGUGAUAUGAUAACGGACGGUGGGGGGUGGACUGUGUUUCAGAGACGUCAAAAUGGAUCUUAUCUUGARAAUUUCUACCGCAACUGGGAGGAUUACAAGAAAGGUUUUGGGAACCUGACUGRUGAGUUUUGGUUAGGGAAUGACAACAUUCAUCGGUUGACARCUUCACUCAAUAUGAGUCUGCUUGUAAACAUAGAAGACUGGAGUGGCGUCCAUCACAACGCAUCGUAUCGUAUCUUUAACGUCGCUAGUGAGAAUUCUAACUAUACUUUAACCGUGCGGCAGUAUUCAGGUAAUGCAGGAGACUCGUUAAGRGAACACGACGGAAKGGAAUUCACCACAAAAGAUCGCGAUAAUGACAAGGAAGUAGCCUCGAAUUGCGCUGUAGGAUACCAUGGCGCAUGGUGGUACAACAAGUGUUACAAAGUAAAYCUYAAUGGUAAAUAUGUUGGGAAUAAACAAGAUCAAAACGGAAUCGUAUGGCUUACAAUCACAAAUAACUUUCAGUCGAUGAAGGCAACAGAGAUGAAACUACGUCCUUGGCCAUGAUUGGUUUAGGGUGCACUAUAACAUUGUAUAAGAGUGUCUUAGUUAUUGUUCACGAUCCUGAAAGAUAGUAGCMCCUUUACACAUCUUAAUCGGUUUUACCUAUUUGUGUAGAUAGAAGCCAUUGUUAUCCCCAGUUUGUUUUUAAUUGUGUCAGUAUACGUUAAAAACUAUGACAACGGACAAUGGAGACGUAUAAUUAACAACUUAAAGUUAAUAUAUACUCGGAAAAAAAGCUGGGAUUGACCGAGUAACCAAAGUAGCAGACGGCRCGUCGUGGUAAAAAAACUAUUCCUUCGCGAAAUUUUGCAAACUCUCUAAGAUGAAACCUUUAUAACACAGUUUUGAGGUGUUUUUGCGACUUUUGCUUGUUUGAUCAAGUUUGAUUACUUAAAAUUCYGGAGAAUAAAAACAGACGAUGUCCAUUAUAUAAA
Molecule: messenger RNA, 1619 nt
Organism: Exaiptasia diaphana
Lineage: Eukaryota; Metazoa; Cnidaria; Anthozoa; Actiniaria; Aiptasiidae
Product: techylectin-5B
Exons: 4
Coding region: 1-1188 (395 amino acids)
Source: RefSeq, a predicted model, not a curated record